Messenger RNA from Colletotrichum higginsianum IMI 349063, 1182 nucleotides. RefSeq lists its product as uncharacterized. Bases 1 to 1182 code for a protein of 393 amino acids. The transcript has 2 exons. The record is from RefSeq and is a predicted model, not a curated record. NCBI's taxonomy places the organism in Eukaryota, Fungi, Ascomycota, Sordariomycetes, Glomerellales, Glomerellaceae.
AUGUCUUCUUUUCCCAUGUAUUCCUCUAUGCCGCGCAGAAUCGUCGAAGGGCCAGUAUCCCACGCCAAGUGGCCAUCAACAGAGUCGUUUCGAUCACCGGCGUCGCCCUGGGACGUCGACGACUCCACGGCCCAAACUGUCAGCAAGCUCAAUUCGGUCUUUGGUUUCCGGCCGCCAACCGGAUACAACUACUCCGUUGCUCUUACCCGCAACAAUCGCGCCGUCACCCUCAUAUUGACGGCAGGUAGCUCAACACAGUCGAGACAGCCCAACAUCACCUGCUAUCGGCAGACAUCCCUCCCGCUAGGUGGGCCCUUCGCCGAGUUUUUCAAGGCUUCCGAGGCCAUGGCUUUGUUGCAACACAUGGUGAACGCUUCGUCCAUGUCGUACCAGCCGUUUUCGAAACGGGAGCGGUCCGAAUUGAUGCUGCGCAUGCGUACUUCCGGUGACGGCAUGAUCCUCGGCGACCCGUGUUCUAAUGCCCGCGCAUGGACGAGCUUCUUCUCCGCCGAGCUCGGUGCCGGCAGGGCUUGGGAAGCGGGCACGGUCAUCUUCCCGUGGAAGGUUCUGGAGAAACUGAUGGGCUCCCUCAACUCCGAGUGUGCGCGGAAGAGAAGGAUGCAAGCGCGCGCGGCCGCCGCCAUAGUCAGGCGCGAGGCGGACGAGUACCCCGGCUCUCGGGGCCCGGGACCCUUCCGGCAUGGCCACGAACACUCUCCCGGCUGUCGGCAUGUGUCUCUGCGGCUCGCCGGCGACUCAGAGAUGUUGUCCUCCGCGCCCAUGUCCGGAGUCUCCGGUGACCGCAACUCGGCAUCCUCCACCUCGUCUCCGCCCGGGACGCCGACAGAAUUACUCCCGCCCAAGCUCCAGCUGGUGUCGGAACAGCCUCAGUCCCCGCCGGCACAGGUCCGACGCCGACGUCAGCACUCGGAGCCGGUCCGGCAACUGAGCCUGACGCCCCCGCGCAUCGCCUUGCUCAAGUCUAAGACCUGCCGGCAGAGCCUGCGCGGGCUGCACGCCGCUUCGUCGUCGCCUCGCCUCGAGUUCUACGACUCGAUACGGGCGUGGCCGGCCAGUUCUCACCUGACGCAGGUGAGGUUGCCGCCGUGUUCUCGGUUCUUGGAGAUGGUCGAGGCCGAAGGGACCGGCCUGCGCAGCCAUACUGUCAUAUGUGGCGAGUAG